CGACGAGUAGAGGGGGGAGAGAGCAAGAGGAGGAGAGAGAGAGAGGGAGAGAGCGGAGCAGGAUAUAGAGAGUCAAAGCAGGUCUACGCCGUUCUCAGUGUGAGAGAGACGGAGGACGGGAACAGACAAAAUGGAAUGCUUGCACAGAUGAAGUCUGGACUCAACCAGUGGUGCCCAUGAGUGUCUCCAAACCCCAACCGGCCCCCGCCUCCUCCCACCUGACCAUCCCCUCUUCAUCCUCCAUCUCCUCCACCUCCCCCACCACUACCUCCUCCACCUCCUCUCCCUGCGCCGUCCCCACCCCUAACAUCGGCCCACCUCCCUCCCCCGUCAAGAUCUCCAUGCAGGAGCACUUUGCCAUCAACGUGUGCCCCGGGCCCAUCCUGCCCAUCCCGCAGAUCUCCGACUUCUUUCCCCGUUUCCACGACUACCCGUGCACGCCGCCCCCGCCCCGGGAGAAGAAGAUCCUGAAGGAGGAGGUCUUCAACGGGAACAUGAUAGAGGACGGGGAGAAGGCCAAGGAGAGGAAGGUGGUGGACGACGAUGUGGAGAGGGGAGAGCCGGCCGACUCUGACGACGAAGAGACCUACCUGGGCACGCUGGAGUUCUGCCUACACUUUGACGAGGAGAACAACUGUCUCCAUUGCACCAUCCAAAAAGCCAAGGGACUGAAAGCCAUGGACUCCAAUGGGCUGGCUGAUCCAUACGUCAAGCUCCACCUGCUGCCUGGAGCUAGCAAGGCGAACAAACUCCGCACGAAGACACUGAAGAACACCCUGAACCCAGUGUGGAACGAGACGCUGAUCUACCACGGAAUAACCGCCGCAGACAUGACCACCAAAACACUCAGGCUGUGUGUGUGCGACAUGGACCGGCUGGGCAGGAAUGAGUUCAUCGGGGAGGUGCGGGUGGCCUUGAAGAAGCUGAAGGAGGGAGAGAACAAGCGCUACCACAUGGGGCUGGAGAGGAUCGCACAGAAUAAGGAGGGUAACAGCCAGGCUGUGGAACAGGGCGCGCCCGUAGCAGAGGAAGAGCGAGGGCGUAUCCUGGUGUCCCUGUGCUACAACACGGAGAAGAGCUGUCUGCUUGUGGGCGUCAUACGCUGCGCCCACCUGGCAGCCAUGGACUCCAACGGCUACUCCGACCCCUUCGUCAAAAUCGUCCUGGCUCCUGACAUGGGCAAGAAGUCCAAGUACAAGACCACCGUUAAGAAGAAGACCCUGAACCCUGAGUUCAACGAGGAGUUCUCCUACGAUGUUUCCCUGGACCACCUGGCCAAGAAGACGCUGGAGAUCUCCGUGUGGGAUUACGACCUGGGCAUGAGCAACGACUUCAUAGGAGGGGUGGAGCUGGGCAUCAAUGCGAGCGGCCAGCGUCUCAGACACUGGUUCGAGUGCCUGAAGAACAAAGGGAAGAAAGUGGAGUACUGGCACACGCUCACACAGCAGGGGGCUCCCACCAGCGACAAGCCCGAGUAGAGCACACCCCCAACCGGCACGCUGGAAGAAACACACACUCACACACACACACACACACACACACACACACACACAGAAACACACACACACAC
Molecule: messenger RNA, 1570 nt
Organism: Gadus morhua (Atlantic cod)
Lineage: Eukaryota; Metazoa; Chordata; Actinopteri; Gadiformes; Gadidae
Gene: doc2g
Product: double C2-like domains, gamma
Exons: 12
Coding region: 177-1478 (433 amino acids)
Biological process (GO): regulation of calcium ion-dependent exocytosis; spontaneous neurotransmitter secretion; exocytosis
Cellular component (GO): synapse; membrane
Source: RefSeq, a predicted model, not a curated record